Messenger RNA from Schistosoma mattheei, 948 nucleotides. The record is from the annotation of a GenBank genome assembly. NCBI's taxonomy places the organism in Eukaryota, Metazoa, Platyhelminthes, Trematoda, Strigeidida, Schistosomatidae.
AUGGAGUGUGUUAAGAAUGGUCAAAAGGUGCAUGUUAAUUUCUCCAUUGAGUCGCGUGUCGCUGAUAACUCUGUUUCGGAACCAGCCACAUAUCCUUUAAUCGUAACAAGAGAAAUUGUUGACAAAGCGUUGGUUGUUGUCAUUCCAGCAGUUAAAAAUACUGCUGAAUUUGUAACUAUACCAGAUGUGACUUGGGCUGAUGUCGGUGGUCUCGAAACAACUAGACAACAAUUAUACAAUCGCUUUAUGCUUCUAAUCGACGAUUGGGAACGCGCUCAGGUUUUGCAUCGACGUUCUGGAGGUGUACUACUUGAGGGUCCACCUGGAUGUGGGAAAACACUCGUAGCUAAAGCUCUAUCCAAUCAAGCUGGUCUCAAUUUCCUGUCGGUUAAAGGUCCAGAAGUCCUUAAUAAAUUCCAAGGUGAAAGCGAACGUCGUAUUCGAGAAAUCUUUGAAAGAGCACGUGCUUGUCAACCAUGUCUGAUUUUCUUCGAUGAAAUAGAUGCUAUCUGUCCAAGACGCGAUAGUGAUGAAUCUACAGGCAGUCGAGUUAGUUUGGUUAAUCAGCUUCUGGUUGAAUUGGAUGGUAUUGACAAACAUAGAUCAGGUCGCGUUUUUGUUGUUGGUGCUACUAAUCGCAAAGAUAUGAUUGAUCCUGCCAUACUUCGUCCUGGACGUCUGGGCUUACAUUUGAUGAUCAACCCACCGUCUAAUGUGAAAGAACGUCUCUCUGUUUUAUCAGCUUGUACUCGGUCUGCAACUACUCCUCGUAUUGAGAAUGGUAUGCUGUCACUAGAACUCAUUGCAAAUGAUUCACGCACUGAGAGAAUGAGCGGUGCUGAUCUAGAAAAUUUAUUGGAAUUAGCUAAGCAGAAGGCUCAAAUUGCAAGACAAGAUUUUGUUUCACAAGCCAACUUACUUGAUGCAUUAUCUGAGUUACAUAAAUAA